AUGGCUGAGAGCAUCUAUGAUAUUCGGGAGCUUCCGCCGGACCAGAGAAUCCUGGCAGGUCAAACAUAUCGGAAUCGUCUCUAUUACAUAGCACAGGCUGCAGUAUGGACGACCUACCUUUAUUUCACCAUACGGUUGCUCUUACUUCUUACUGCUCAAUCGCAGACAUGGCAAACUUGGGCAAUGCUUUUUGUGGAAGCUAUCUUCGCUCACUUUUCUUGGAAGGAACAAAGCCUGUCUGUUGCUGCAAGCAAGGUCUCGCAAGGUGGACCGCGCAAGCGGCUUCGUUUGCACGGGACCAAGAAUUUACCCCGUGUUGACGUGCUUAUACCAUGCUGUGGCGAGUCAGAGGAUGUGAUUCUAGACACUGUGCGAGCAGCAUGUACUCUGGACUAUCCAGUCACCGACUUCCGAGUUCUAGUACUCGAUGAUGGAAGCUCAGCCCUUUUGAAAAAAGCCGUAUCAGAACUGCGAUCUCAAUGGCCCCAUCUCUCAUACAAUUCCCGUGGCCAACAGUCUGGCCAAGUGUUCGCCAAAUCUGGAAACCUCAACUACGCCCUUGCCACACUGCAGCAGGACGUAGUGCCCGAGUUCUGCACCAUACUAGAUGCUGAUUCCAUCGCAUCGCCCGAAUUUCUCCGUGCCACUCUCCCACACCUAAUUCUUAAUCCAAAAUCUGCAUUGGUUUCCACACGGCAGAACUUCUCCAAUCUUCCCCCUGGUGACCCGCUCUCUCAGGCCCGCUGUCAUUUCUACACCUGCCAGAAUGCCGAGCUGGAUAUUCUCGGGCGCGCUAUAGAUGCGGGGUCUGGUGCUGUUUUCCGCCGCAAGUGUAUCGUGGAUGUGGGCUUGUAUCCGACUUUCUCCUUCUCAGAGGACUGGCAACUUUCUCUGGUCUUGCAAGGCAUGGGUCAUCACACCAUGCAGGUACAAGAACCUUUGCAAUACGGUCUUGUUCCAACAUCUCUCACUGGGCAUAUUGCCCAGAGAAACCGGUGGAACAUUGGACACACGCAACAGAUCAUUGCCAUGCUCUUUGGAAAGCAUAGUUUCCCAGCAAGCUUACGACGGGGAAUUGCGUGGAAUGGUGUGGGAAUCAUUGCUGGUGAAUUGCUCUGCUUGAUAGGCUUCGCUGCAGUGCCACUGCUCUUGCUUUCGGGACCAGUAAUUCCGUCCGCUUGUUCAGGAAUGAUCAUGUUCCAGCUUGCUCUCGCUGUUUUACACGUGUCUUUGACUUGGGCAUAUGAGUAUCUACAAGCUGCACAUGGUGGAUUCCAAAGCGCUCCAUUUGCCCACUUAGAAAAUAAGUGGCUAGCCGGUGGUAAGUUUAAGAUUUUCCCUGUGAAUAUCGGAACUAGUUUAGAUACUCACAUCUUCCCAGGAAAUAUUUUCAGCAUCCUACGAUUCUACUUGUUCUCCAGCAAACCGAGGGGAUCCUUUGUCACGGGAAGCACCGCCAACUCCUGGAACCGCAUCGCUGCUGUAUCUUCUUAUAUGAGAAUUUAUCGAGAUUUAUGGCAGAAUGGCAUUUUUUACAACUUGCUGCUCCUUCUUGUCACGCUUGGUGCCUUUUUGUACUCCACCGCUGUUGGAAUCUUCACGAACGACGAGAUCUUCACUACGAGGCUACUAACAACUCUUGUUUGGCCACCAUUGUUGCACAUUUGCUACUUGGCCCUUGCAAACAAUUGGGUCCCAGUUGCUUACCUGCUAGAUCCACCGCACUACCCAGAGCGUAAGACUGAAUCCAUCAUCUCUCAGCCUGAUGAAUUACCUUGA
Molecule: messenger RNA, 1779 nt
Organism: Penicillium taxi
Lineage: Eukaryota; Fungi; Ascomycota; Eurotiomycetes; Eurotiales; Aspergillaceae
Product: glycosyltransferase family 2 protein
Exons: 2
Coding region: 1-1779 (592 amino acids)
Source: RefSeq, a predicted model, not a curated record